AUGACCCAAGUGAACGAGACAAUAUGUACUUGGCAAGGAGUUCGGGGUAGGUUCGCAGUGUCUCCGAUAUUAUUUGCACCGCUGACUGGGAUAGCAACAAUCAUUCGCGAUACGAUCUUCAUGGAUGGCGGGCAGAUAUGGCUUCAACAAGCGUUUGAUGGCGGCUGCGUGAACUAUACCGACGCUACGGCGGAGGGGCGCUUCUAUACCCUGAACCUGUCGACCUCGUUCACCACGCGCUCGGAUUUUAUGACGAUCCUCCAAAAUACGUCCGUGGUGGGAGGAAGCUCCAGUAACUUCGCUCCGAAUUACUUGGACGGCGCCAUACUUGCUAAUGACGAUGAAUUUUUUCUCUACGGGGGUUCUAGCAGGAAUAUAGAUGACUCCGAGAGCUCAAGCACUCCGGCUGACAAUACCGUCCUCAAGUACGAAGCCUCUCAGUAUGGGGCCUACCGAUCAAACUGGUCACCGAACUGGCGAUACGAGGACCUCUCGGAUAAUGUUACAUCAUAUAUCACGAAUGGUGCGGGCGCAUCGGCACCUAGUGAGGAAUUGGCGUUUUAUUUCAGCGGAAUGCAUGCACCAGGUUGGGGCUCCUUUACAUGGAACGAGAUGCAAGCCAGAGAGACUGCAGAUACGCUUAUCACGGUGGAUAUGUCCUCGAUGCGUGAUGAAACCUGGUCUAACGUUACACUCCCGGAUUAUAUCCCCGGUCGCGCGAAUGCCGAAUUGAUCUGGGUACCAGUGUCUAAGUCCGGUAUCUUAGUGGCGGUUGGGGGAGUGAUUAAUCCAGUGGAGCUAUGGCGAAAUUCAAAGCUAAACGAGUCUCAGAUAGCGGAGAGCAAGAGAAUUAGUCCAACUUUAAUGGAGACUGUCUCACUCUACGACGUGGAUAGCAAGGAAUGGUACCUUCAGAAAACAACGGGUGAUAUACCAGGACAAUUGACCCAAUUUUGCUCUGUGGUCGCGAGUGCGCCGGACAAUUCGUCCUAUAAUAUCUAUAUCUAUGGUGGCUAUGAUGGUCUUGACUAUUCACAAACCCCAUCAGACGACGUUUACAUCCUUUCCCUACCUUCCUUCAAAUGGAUCAAGGCCUAUAAAGGCACCGGCAGUCAUGGUCGCAGCUCGCAUAAAUGCUUCAAACCAUAUCCAAAUCAGAUGUUUGCCGUUGGAGGAAUACACGGCUCCUCAACUGAAUGUGUGGAUGGAGGCAUUGUUGUCAAUUUCGACCUGAAUGGUCUUACAUUCCGAAGCGAUUACGAUCCUAACCAGUGGAGUGAAUAUAAGGUUCCGGAUCUAGUAACAGCAGAAAUUGGUGGCACAUCAUCUGGCGGUGCAACCAAAACCGCUCCAACAUCAUGGACCAAUGACUCUUUGUCUAGUCUCUUCGAACAAAAAUACACCAAGUCGAUGACGACCUUCUAUCCUUAUGCCUCAAGCAGCGCUGAAGGGGGAGAUGCUACCUCCGGUGGCGGAUUGCCUCAUUGGGCUUCAGCAGUUAUAGGUGUACUGGUCGGACUGUUCGGCGUGGCGCUCAUUCUUGCUGGGAUCUGGUUCUAUCUCCGACGUCGGCGCCGAGCUCAAGCAAGAGAGGCUGAGGCUUCAUCGGCAGCUAAGGCUGAGAGGGACGCAGAUACCUCCCAGUCUGCUCAAUUCAUGUAUGGGAGCGGACCGACUGCCCCGGUUCCGGGGCCAAUGUCCAAAUCCACGGCGGAGGCGACCACAGAGACCAAUACGUCCACAGUUCCAGAUUCACUCAGCACAUCUCUAUCCCCUCGCACGGUAGAGUCCGGGGAGACGAGCUGUAUGAGAUGCAUGCUGCUGAUACUUAUUGUUCAUCUAGAUUCAUCACCCGCUGAACUACCUACUUCGUACAAUUGGACCAAUACGCCCGACACAUCUCCAGAGCUGAGUGCAAGUCGUUUUCCUUUGCCGGUUCCACCGGAGUCGGGCUCUAGCUCCACUGCAGGACAUCAUCGAAGCCCGUCCACUGUUUCAACAGUACCGUCCAUAUCCAUUGACAAUGUAGUCAGCGGUCGACAAUCUCAUUUCAGAGAAUCCUUUUCUUCUGAAGGCGGGGAGAAAAAGCGAGCUCGCCAUGGAUCUGGAUUUUCCGAUGUAAGUGCGAUUUCGGAUGAACGGGACAAGUUUACAGGCAGUGAGAAGAUUCACGAGGAGGAAUAA
This is a messenger RNA of Penicillium manginii, 2184 nucleotides long. RefSeq lists its product as uncharacterized. Gene Ontology annotation, molecular function: protein binding. The record is from RefSeq and is a predicted model, not a curated record. NCBI's taxonomy places the organism in Eukaryota, Fungi, Ascomycota, Eurotiomycetes, Eurotiales, Aspergillaceae. Bases 1 to 2184 code for a protein of 727 amino acids. The transcript is spliced from 6 exons.